GGGCGGGGCCACGCCGUGUCACCGCAGCCAGGAGGGAUGUGAAACUUGUCCCGGAUAUUUACCUGACUAUACCUGGUUCUUCCGACGCGCCCCGUGCCGAGCUGCUCUCCGAGAGCCAUGACCCGCUCCUGAAGGGGAACCACCGAGAUCCUUUCUCAGUGGCAAGCUGAGGACAGGGUGUUUGUCUUGAGAAGGAGGCAGUUACCGUGGUAACCGACAUGCCAAAACCGGACCUCCUCUGCCUCGUUCAGCUGUUGGACGGCACAAUCAAGACCUUCACAGUGAGCAAGCAGGAUGAAGGCAUGGUUCUGUUGGACCUGGUAUUUGACCACCUGUGCCUGCAGGAGAGGCAGCUCUUUAGUCUGCAGAUCAGAGAAUCCGGCACAGCCAUCCCCUCCAGCUCGGCCAACACGUACUCUCCUAGAUGGUUGGAGCCUGAGAAGCCCUUGAAGAAGCAGAUAAAAGGUCUCGUGUCCCCCUUCUAUCUGAACUUCAGAGUUCGAUUCUUCAUAUCUGAUCCCAACUCUCUGCAGCACGAGCAGACAAGGCACCUGUACUUCCUCCAGAUCCGGAGUGACAUUAGAGAAGGACGGUUGCAGUGCCCGCUGAGCGCAGCUGUAGUGCUGGCCUCUUACGCUGUGCAGUCGGAGAUGGGGGAUCACUGUCCGUCCCGACUCCCUGGUUACCUCUCAAAAUCCUACUUCAUCCCCAAACAGGAUGAAGACUUCUUAUCUAAAGUGGAAGACCUCCAUCCACAGCACAAGGGACUUAAGCAGAGCGAGGCGGAGCUGUGUUUUCUCAACACAGCACGGACUCUGGAGUUAUAUGGAGUGGAGCUUCAUGCUGCUAUGGAUGUUAAUAAUUCACCUCUGAUGGUCGGUUUGGCCUCAAGUGGUGUUGCAAUCUUCUGUAAUACGGUUUGUUCCAGUUUCUUCCCCUGGGGGAACAUCAUCAAGAUUUCAUUUAAGAGGAAACGCUUUCUUAUACACCUAAAGCGCAAACAUGGCGAGACACAGGACUGUGAGGUGGCGCUGGUCCUCCCAUGUCCUAGGACCUGUAAGAACCUGUGGCGGUCCUCCGUGGACCACCACUCCUUCUUCUCCUCCAGUCGGAUUGCCAGGAGCCCCAAACACAACAACAGCACUGUUCAAAUUUACAAAAAGCUGAUAACGCAACACCUGGGUCUUGGAAACAGUAAAACUGAAACUGGUCCGGUGUGCCAGCGCGUGGUAGGAGGGAUGGUGUGGAACCCGGUUUUACGUAGGUCGCUUUCUUCAGAGCAUCUGGAGACCAAGAGUCUUCCUUCCAGAUCUCCCCCAUCUACCCCCAACUGGCGAAGUCCUAGAGUUCGCCACGGGCUCAGUAAACCUCGCCCAUCAUCGAUGGAGCUCACCACGGACCUGAAAGACCUGUCGGAGGGAGAGGAUGUCUUCUACACGUACAGGGCGUCUGUGAGCAGCAACAAGGACAGCGAAGGAGACGCCUCGCCUCAUAACCGUUCUGUCUCUAACAGCGAAGGAGCCGGUGAGUCUUUGUUACAAACCGAUGACAGCAUAGGAGAAGACGACGGCACACACCACAGCGAUAAGAGCGCUCUGGGCGACGGUGAUUUGAUGCUCAUAUGCAUCACUCCAGACCACGAGGGCAAGUUUGGCUUUAAUGUAAAAGGUGGAGUGGAUCAGAAGAUGCCUCUGUCUGUCUCCCAUGUUAAACCGGACUCCCCGGCUGGCCGGUCUGAGCCCAGACUCCAGGAGGGAGACCUGGUGGUUCUUAUCAACGGUCGAGACAUAUCCGAGCACACGCACGACCAGGUCGUCAUGUUCAUACGGGCCAGCAGAGAAUCGCACUCCAGACAGCUGGCCCUGCUCAUCAGACGCAAAGGUUCAAGCCGGGUGGCGUCCUCGCUGCAGCUGCCUACUGCCCUCACGCUCACCAUCCAGUCACAGGAAAACAAGCCGGCGUCUCCUGGUCAGUCGGAACGGGUCGCCACGCAGGAGGAGUCGAUGAAACAGCUGGAGAGAGGGAUCCAGUCUGGCACUCUGUGCUUCCACUUUGAGAAUUUAUACAGGAGGAAGCCUGGUUUGUCACUAAGCUGUGCACGGCUGCCUGAGAACGUGGAGAAGAAUCGAUACAGGGAUGUUUUACCUUACGAUGCCACCAGGGUGGUGCUGCGGGGUCAGGAGGACUACAUCAACGCCAGCCACAUCAAGGUGGCGCCGCCGGCGUCCGGUGUGUGUUUACGUUACAUUGCAUCUCAGGGUCCACUGCCGCAGACCUUCGCUCACUUUUGGCAGACAGUGUGGGAACAGCAGAUACACACCAUCAUCAUGCUCACGACGCUAACAGAGAGGGGACGGACCAAGUGCCACCAGUACUGGCCGCAUCCGCCGGAAGAGAAGGAUUACGGCCACCUGAGGGUUACGUGUCACUCGGAGGAGUGCAACCUGGCAUACGUGACGCGACAGUUCACCCUGCAGAACACACAGCUGGACGAGGAACGGGCUGUCACACACCUGCAGUAUGUGGCGUGGCCGGACCACGGUGUACCCGAUGACCCGUCCGAUUUCCUGCUGUUCAUCAGCUCCGUGAGGGAGAGGAGGAAAGGUGAAGAGCCGCUAAUGGUACACUGCAGUGCUGGGAUUGGACGGACAGGUGUUCUGAUCACCAUGGAGACGGCGCUCUGCCUGUUGGAAGAGGGUGGGCCGGUGUUUCCACUGGAAAUUGUGAAAAUACAGAGAGAGCAGCGAGCCAUGAUGGUUCAGACCACGUGUCAGUUCCAGUUUGUGUGUGAGGCCAUUCUCCAAGUCUACAGAGAGAAGCAGGAGAAAUCUUCAACACCACAGACUGAGUCCACACCGGAGCAAGAACAGACCCACUUAUCUGCCUCUGAUACUAAAUAGGGGACAUCCACAGAUGGAUUAAACUCCGUAGGGCGUAUGGUACUAGAACACGGGCUGGAUAAUGAGAGGAUAACAAACUGCAGAGCGCACCUAUCAGUGCUGCGCCCUGCGAGAGUACGAGCAUCCCACCUAGCUGGCCUUCGUUUUAACUAAAGAUGCAUUAGGCUUAUAGAGAAUGUGGUCUCCAUAGAGACUGAUAGAAGACUGAUGUGAGCUGCUAAUUUCUAUACAAGAGGUUUUGCAGGAGUGAUGCCUCUUGUUGAGCUGUGUGUGCCUUAGACUGAAGCUUCCCGGUCAUCGGAUCCAUCGGAGGCUGAUUGUUAUGGCGCGGUAUGGGGGCCAAAAUUAAGACUACUGCCCAGCAGCAGGAGGAUAUAUAAAUUCCGAAGCAAACUACUGAUCUGAUUAAUGAUAAGCUGGCGCCGGUAACUGAGAGGCUGGCGCUGCUUACUGAGGAAUAGCACCUUUACCGGUGUUAUUACUAGUUACGCUAGGGACUAGCAGCCCUCGGCUGGUCAUUGACUGGUUCAAACACUCCCUCUGCUGUCUAUUAGCAUGGAUAGGCUAGCGUUAGCCUGGACGGGCUGGUGCUAGCAUUGGAGAGGCUAGCCAUUAGCAUGUCUCGGAGAGUCACUUACUCUACUAGAUGCAUUUUUUUUUACAUUUAUUAAACGGAUGACAUACUACGAGACCUGCAAUCACAGUUGUUCCUUUGACAGAACGCAUUGUUAUACACUUUAAGCAUAUUGUAAAGCCGACAGCCUGUUAGCAUUGAUUAGGUGCUGCGUAAACUCCAUUUUGCUCUUAAUUACAGGUUGAUGGUGUUUUCUUUUUAUAUAGUUUGGUUUUCUUGCACAUAUCAGAGAAAAAGCCAGAGCUAACUAGUUAGUACUUUUCAUCUUUGGAUUUUAAAUCCUUUGUAUUGAAUUACAGGUUAAUGAUUAUUUAAAUUGUGAUGUUAUCUUUAUUAAAACUAUAUAAUAUGUACAAAAAAAACCACACAUCUAAUAGAGUAAGUGACUCUCCGAGACAUGCUAAUGGCUAGCCUCUCCGAAGCUAACGCCAGCCUAUCCAUGCUAAAGGUCCAUCGAGGGGGUAGGAAAUCCAGCUAGUGGCCAGCCUAGGCAUGCUAAUGGCUAGCCUCUCCGAAGCUAACGCCAGCCUAUCCAUGCUAAUGGUCCGUCAAGGGGGUAGGAAAUCCAGCUAGUGGCCAGCUAAGGCUAGCCUCUCCAAUGCUAACACCAGCCCGUCCAGGCUAACGCUAGCCUAUCCAUGCUAAUAGACAGCAGAGGGAGUGUGUGAACCAGUCAAUGACCAGCCGAGGGCUGCUAGUCCCUAGCGUAUCUAGUAGUAACGCCGGUAAAGGUGCUAUUUCUCAGUAAGCAGCGCCAGCCUCUCAGUUACCGGCGCCAGCUUAUCAUUAAUCAGGUCGGUAGUUUGCUUCAGAACUUAUAUAGCCUCCUGCUGCUGGGCAGUAGUCUUAAUUUUGGUCCCCAUACCGCGCCAUAUAUUGUUGUAAUCUGCGGUUUAUCUCUGACUCCGAGGAGGAGGAGGAGCAAAGCUGACUUAGAUCUCUGCCACAGGUUCUGUAGGUCAAAGGGGUACAGAGCUGUCCACCAGAGGAGCACCAAAUUUUCUGCUCAUCACUUUUAAAUUAUUCAAACACUCAAUAAACUCACUGAUUUAUA
This is a messenger RNA of Nothobranchius furzeri (turquoise killifish), 4588 nucleotides long. It is a transcript of the gene ptpn3, whose product is annotated as protein tyrosine phosphatase non-receptor type 3. Gene Ontology annotation, cellular component: cytoplasm; cytoskeleton; cytoplasmic side of plasma membrane. Lineage: Eukaryota; Metazoa; Chordata; Actinopteri; Cyprinodontiformes; Nothobranchiidae. The record is from RefSeq and is a predicted model, not a curated record. Gene Ontology annotation, biological process: protein dephosphorylation. Gene Ontology annotation, molecular function: protein tyrosine phosphatase activity; protein binding.